AGAUCUUGAUGCUCUUAUUACGAUAACUAAUGAUGAGGAUAUUGAGAACAUGAUGGAUGAGUAUGACAGGUUAGCGCAGAAUCACGCGCCUCAUUCUAAAUUGGCUCGGCUUCGGCUAUUUUUAUUUCCAACUGAUGCUGAUUCGAGAAAUAGUAGUAUUAGCUCGCUUAGCUCACUUCUUACUGGCUCGGCUAAGCGGGAGCAUUGGUUUUUUGAUGCCUUAAAUGGGCGGGAUGCGUCGGGUUUGGAUCGGGUCGGGUCUGAGGUAUCGUCGAUUGUAUCCGAAGUCCCGGAUUAUCUUUUUGGAUUGGAGAAUGCGGAUGACCCGACCCGGUUGAAGACCCGACGUGUUUUGAAUGAUAAUGCGUCGAAUUCGGAUCCGGGCUCUCCUGCUCCAAUUGUGUCGUCGCCGUUUUGCUCAACUUCGUCGGGUUUGGGACCGACUUAUAUGCCGCCUCCGGAUCUUCGACCCGUUAAGACCCGACCCGAAAUGCAAGUUUUUGAACCGAAACAAAGUCCGGUAGAGGCUAACGAAAGCAUGGACCCGAAGUUUGUACAACAACCCGGGUACGGUGACAACCCGAUGUGGCAUUAUGGACCAGGUGGGCAGUACCCGAACCCGGGAGUACAAAACAUGCCCAUGUAUUACCUUCCCGGUUCAGGUCCCCAACCCGGAAACAUUGGCAUUCAGCAGGUACCAAUGCAGGCACAGUUUGUGCAAAGAUAUUCAGCGGGUCACAAUCAAAUACCCGUGGGGCUCCAUCAGCAAAACCCGGGUAUGGGUCCAGUCCCGGGCAUGGGUCAGGUGUAUGCAAGAGAAAGGACAAUGAAUCCAUAUGAUGUUAGAAGAACUCCAAGUGGAGUGAGCCAACCACAACAAGUGUACUAUGAGGUAGGAAAUGCAGGUGCAAUUCCAGUGUAUUCAAGAAUGGUUGGUCCAGGUGGUGAAGAGAUCCAGGCAGCAGGAAAUGAAUUGAAUCCUGGUCGGGUACUACAAUAGUCGCUUAUCAAUUACAUAAACGUAA
Daucus carota subsp. sativus is the source of this 1025-nucleotide messenger RNA. RefSeq lists its product as uncharacterized. Lineage: Eukaryota; Viridiplantae; Streptophyta; Magnoliopsida; Apiales; Apiaceae. The coding region runs from base 50 to 1000 and encodes 316 amino acids. The transcript has a single exon. The record is from RefSeq and is a predicted model, not a curated record.